Molecule: messenger RNA, 1890 nt
Organism: Oldenlandia corymbosa var. corymbosa
Lineage: Eukaryota; Viridiplantae; Streptophyta; Magnoliopsida; Gentianales; Rubiaceae
Source: the annotation of a GenBank genome assembly
AUGAGGACAAGGGUGGAUUUUCUAGUCAUAUUUUUGGUUGGGUUUCUAUUGCUUGGGUCAUGUUUUGGGAGGUUUGUUGUGGAGAAGAACAGCUUGAAAGUGACAUCCCCGGAGUCAAUCAAAGAUGUAUAUGAGUGUGCAAUUGGGAAUUUCGGGGUUCCUCAGUAUGGAGGUACCUUGGUUGGUUAUGUUGUCUACCCGAAAGCCAACCAGAAAGGAUGCAAGAGUUUUGAUGAUUUUGGUAUCUCCUUCAAAUCCAAGCCCGGUGGCAUGCCUACCUUUCUUCUUGUUGAUCGAGGAGAUUGUUUCUUCACUUUGAAAGCAUGGAAUGCUCAGAAGGCAGGCGCAGCGGCUAUUCUUGUCGCGGAUGAUAGAGCCGAACCCCUGAUAACUAUGGACAACCCGGAAGAAGAGGAUGCACAAGCACAAGCAGAUUAUCUUCAGAACAUUACCAUUCCUUCUGCUUUAAUUAGCCAAUCUGUUGGGGAUAAGAUAAAGGGUGAACUUUCCAAGGGAGAAAUGGUUAAUUUGAACCUUGAUUGGAGGGAGGCUCUUCCGCAUCCGGACGAGCGGGUUGAAUAUGAGUUCUGGACAAACAGCAACGACGAAUGUGGGGUCAAGUGCGAAAGCCAGAUAGAUUUCGUCAAAAACUUCAAAGGGGCUGCCCAAAUACUUGAGCAGAAAGGAUACACUCAAUUUACUCCUCAUUAUAUUACUUGGUAUUGCCCUGAGGCGUUUCUUUUGAGCAAACAGUGCAAGUCCCAAUGCAUUAACCAUGGGAGGUAUUGUGCACCCGACCCAGAGCAAGAUUUCAGCCGGGGAUAUGAUGGGAAGGAUGUUGUAUUGCAAAAUUUACGGCAAGUUUGCUUCUUUAAGGUGGCAAAUGAAAGUGGGAAACCAUGGCUGUGGUGGGACUAUGUCACGGAUUUCUCCAUCCGCUGUCCAAUGAAAGAGAAAAAGUAUACCAAAGACUGUGCAGAUCAAGUGAUCCAGUCGCUCGGCGUUGAUGUUAGGGAGGUUGAAAAAUGUGUGGGAGAGCCUGAUGCAGAUGCAGACAACCCUCUUUUGAAGGGUGAGCAGGAUGCUCAGAUAGGCAAAGGCGUGCGCGGGGAUGUUACAAUCUUACCUACACUUGUCAUAAAUAACAGGCAAUAUAGAGGUAAGCUGGAUAAAGGUGCUGUUCUUAAAGCUAUAUGUUCUGGAUUCCAGGAAACCACAGAACCUGCAAUUUGUUUAAGUGAAGAUAUACAGACAAAUGAAUGCUUGGAAAAUAAUGGUGGAUGCUGGCAGGAUAGGGCUGCUAACGUGACUGCAUGUAAAGAUACUUUUCGUGGGCGAGUAUGCGAAUGCCCUGUUGUACAUGGGGUACAAUUCGUAGGUGAUGGUUAUACUCACUGUGAAGCUUCUGGGGCUGCACGUUGCGAACUGAAUAAUGGAGGAUGUUGGAAGGGAAUAAAGGAUGGGAAAACAUAUUCUGCUUGCAUUGAUGGCCUAACUAAAGGUUGCAGUUGCCCUCCUGGAUUCAGGGGCGACGGAGUUAAAAGUUGUGAAGAUAUCGACGAGUGCAAGGAGAAGACAGCCUGCCAAUGUCCAGAAUGCAAAUGCAAGAAUACUUGGGGCAGUUACGAGUGCAGUUGUAGUGGCAACUUAUUGUACAUGCAGGAACACGACACAUGCAUCAGUAAAGACUCGAAAUCCAGUUACAGCUGGAGCUUUGUUUGGGUCAUUAUCCUUGGCUUGGCCGUCGCAGGAGCUGCAGGAUAUGCUUUAUACAAGUACAGAAUCCGGAGAUACAUGGAUUCAGAGAUACGAGCGAUUAUGGCGCAGUACAUGCCCUUGGAUAAUCAAGGAGAAGGUCCGCACCACCAUGCAUCCCAAGGGAAUGUCUGA